Molecule: messenger RNA, 1355 nt
Organism: Coccinella septempunctata (seven-spotted ladybird)
Lineage: Eukaryota; Metazoa; Arthropoda; Insecta; Coleoptera; Coccinellidae
Product: hydroxysteroid dehydrogenase-like protein 2
Exons: 7
Coding region: 267-1115 (282 amino acids)
Cellular component (GO): mitochondrion
Source: RefSeq, a predicted model, not a curated record
AAGAAUUUAAGGCAGGCUUACUUAUUUCUCUGAUCCCCAUUGUGGUUACCAUUGAGAUCAAUGAAAUUAGUUUGACUUAAAUUUGUUGGAGCAAAGGGGCUUAAAUGACUAUUUUCACCACCUGUUUGCCAUAAUCGGAAAUGCUCUCGAAAUAUGUCGACAGGAGAUGCUUGUUGGUAGUGCUGGAUUCGUCAAGUUAUCUCCAGUAGUUUUCGAGAAAAUUCGUUCAUCAUCGUUGCACAAUUGACUUGAAGGAACCCUGAAAAAUGCAGAACACAGGAAAACUGAGAGGUAAAACAAUAUUCAUAACUGGAGCGAGUAGGGGAAUUGGUGAGGCAAUAGCCAUUAAAUGUGCUAAAGAUGGUGCCAAUAUUGUUAUCGCAGCUAAAAGUGCGGAACCUCAUCCAAAGUUAGAAGGAACCAUUUACACCGCAGCAGAUAAAAUCGAGGAAGCUGGAGGAAAGGCUCUUCCUUGCAUUGUAGACGUGAGGUAUGAAGAACAAAUCCAAAGUGCUAUUGAAAAAGCAGUGAGUAAAUUUGGUGGAAUAGAUAUCGUCAUCAAUAACGCUUCCGCCAUAAAUUUGAGCGGUACAGACGAUUUAGACGUAAAAAGAUACGAUCUUAUGCAGAAUAUAAACACUAGAGGAUCUUUUCUUGUAUCAAAAUUAUGCUUGCCGUAUUUGAAGAAAAGCCCUCAUGCCCACAUAUUGAACUUGUCUCCACCUUUGGAGAUGAAGCCCAAAUGGUUUGCCCCUCACGUGGGAUACACGAUUUCGAAAUACGGGAUGAGCAUGUUGGUCUUAGGAAUGACGGAAGAAUUCAAAUCGUUCAACAUUGCUGUCAAUGCUCUUUGGCCCCGAUAUGGAGUUCAAACAGCUGCUCUCGACAUGCUUGCAUCGAAGGAGAGUGGAAAUUACGCCAGAAAACCAGAAAUAAUGGCUGAUGCUGCUUACGCUAUAUUGGUGAAGGAUCCGAGACAUCCAAAGUCUUCAGGCAAUUUUUUUAUUGAUGAUGAAGUGUUGGAAUGCGAGGGUGUUACAGAUUUCGAUCAGUACUGCGUGGAUCCUGCUAAUAGAGAUCAACUAAUCGAGGACUUUUUCGUGAGCAAAUUGUAGUAUUGUGGAAUUUAUUCGAUGUUUUUUUUUUUUGUGGGGAGUUUUUUUUUAGGGUUUAUGGCCAUAGGAUAUUUGGGAAAUGAUUUAAAAGGAUGAUGGAAAGAGGCAAUAUAAUAUAUUUUAUCCAUUUUCAUUGAGCACUUGUGAUUAACAAACGGUUGGUUAUUCACUGAUUAUCAAUAAACAUUACACUUGCGAUUAUAAAAUUAGAAAAUAUAGAAAUAUAUAUUUCUUACAAAA